Molecule: messenger RNA, 1485 nt
Organism: Xenopus laevis (African clawed frog)
Lineage: Eukaryota; Metazoa; Chordata; Amphibia; Anura; Pipidae
Product: transmembrane protein 127
Exons: 3
Coding region: 134-790 (218 amino acids)
Source: RefSeq, a predicted model, not a curated record
AGCUGUGACGUCACACGAGCGGAGCGGUUAGCCAAUGAUGUCACUGGUUCUAAUGUAUCAGCUGCCUGGGGGCGUGCCGGAAGUGAGUGACAGGAAGUAAACAAACAAAGAGCGGUGGGGUAGAUAGCGGAAUAUGGACGGGGUGCCAAUAGGCCCCCGGGCCACUGUUCCCCAGCGCUGCCUGGCACCUGCCCUCCUACAGGGAUUCGCUAUCACUUCCCUCUGCACUGCUAUUGCCGACCCCAGCUGGCUCCUAGUGCAUGCCGGGAACGGCUCUUAUGUCUACGGGGUGUCGUACGUCCUGCACCAGGGACUCAACGUGACCGCCGGCGAUAAAGUGAUGCAUGGGACCUGGCUGUACCUCCUCCUUAUCAUGGCGCUCUGCUGCUACCUGAGCAUUCUGCUUGGAUCCAUCGUCUUUCUGCUGGACUUCCUAGAAUGCAGGAAAGCUCGGCCAGUCUUAGUGAAGGGAGCUGUCCUGCUGCAUACAUCCACAGUUUUGUCGACGGCUGCAGCUGUAGCUUUGUGUUCCUACCUCUACCGGCUGCUCAUCCACGAGAUCCAAUCCCACGCCACGGUGACAGUGAAGGACUCUGUUGAAUUCGGGGAAAGUUUCAUUUUUGCAGUCAUUGCUGGGGGGAUGUCUCUGGCUGCUGCCUCUAUAAGUUUUGUUUAUGCCCGAAAUUACGGGCGCAAUGCUUUUGUGGCAAGCUCCAGGUCGCUCACAGUUGAGGCAUCUCCUUUAUUGUCAGAGUCUGCAGACCUGGAUACUCUUGGGGAUUAUGGAUAAGCCCAGAAGCAGCUCGCUGUGCCUCCAAUAGCACUGAAAUGCCUCACUAAUGAACGUGACCAAAAAGUAUGAAUGCAGAAGAGAAUCUGCCCUAAUUUAAUUUGUUGUGUAAUGCACUGAUUAUUGUAGUUCAGUGACCUUUAAGGGGCAAAUUUAUUAAGGGUUGAACUUAAACUGUCAAAUUCGACUAGGGAAUUAUACAAACUCGAUCCGAGUUUUUUUUUUUUUUUUUUUUUAAAAAUGUAAUUACAUUUUUGACAUUUAUCAUACUCUGGCCCUUUAAGAAUUCAAAUUCGACUAUUCGCCCUUUAAAACCUGGCAAAUUGAUGUAUAAGUUAACGGGAGACGUCCAGGAAUUAAUUUGGAGAGGUUUGUAGCCUUCCUGACAUUCCAAGAAAAAAAAAAACUAAAAAAAAAAAUAUUUUUUAUACAAUUCAAAUCAAGUUCGAUUCGAGUUUUCGAAUUCAAUCGAAUUUAAGGAAGUUUAAAAAAAAAAAACUCUCAUGAAUUAGAAAUUCGACCCUUGAUAAAUGUGCCUCUAAAUGUUUACUCAGUAUUAUAGUCUUCUGUUUGUGUUGUGACUGUCCUGUAAUAUUACUUCUGUCAUGAUUUUUAUGAUGUAGUUUUUUUAUUUCUAAAUGACACUGUUUACACUGCAAAUAAUUCACUCUACAAUAUAAAAUGUCAUUCCUGAA